Molecule: messenger RNA, 2345 nt
Organism: Acipenser ruthenus (sterlet)
Lineage: Eukaryota; Metazoa; Chordata; Actinopteri; Acipenseriformes; Acipenseridae
Product: circadian-associated transcriptional repressor-like
Exons: 6
Coding region: 152-1324 (390 amino acids)
Biological process (GO): negative regulation of DNA-templated transcription; circadian regulation of gene expression
Cellular component (GO): nucleus
Molecular function (GO): RNA polymerase II cis-regulatory region sequence-specific DNA binding
Source: RefSeq, a predicted model, not a curated record
UGCCUUGGGAGCCACUGCACGAGGUUCUUUACAGGUCUAGAUCACACAGGCGUGUAGAGCUGGGUUUGGAAAUACCGGUAUAGAGCGUCCUGGAUUCACGAACAAAGGAACUCGCGGUGCGCUCUAUUCUGCGAUAAGACGAUAGUAAUGAAUGCUUGUCGUACAAGACUACUGUCUUAGGAUGUCUACUUCCGAUUCGGACUGUUCCAUAGACUGGUUAGCCAGCGAUGAUGAUGACAGUGUUUUUGAGUCCGAAAGCGAUGGACAGGCGAGGACUUCCCCUUUGCCACAGCACUCCUGCCGUUCCAGCGAGACUCCGCCCAGUUUAACUCACACCUGCCCUACGAGUGAGCAGAAACACAGCCUGGACAGGGAGCACUUCCAUUUACCUGGAGACUCUGAUCAGUGUAAUGAAGGAGUUCCCUCGAGCUGCAAUUCACACCUUGCCAAAAGCGAUGUGUCCUGGAAAAGGAGGAGCGAUUCGGGACCGCAGGAAGCAGCCGUUUCCACGGUGUGUAUGAAUAUUGACCAGUCUGAAUGCUUGCACAGUAAUAUGGCCAAACAGACUCUGAAAAGGAAAAUGAGCACAAGGGAAUUGGAACAGAGAGAAGGCGCACACACGGGGUACUCGAAUAAGGAUGACAUGUUUGCUCACAAGUGUUUGGAGCUGCAGUGUUACAUCCAGCCACUGUCUUCAAUCUUGAUUGGCCUCCGAUCAGGGAGAUACAGUAAAGGUUUAAGCAGUUUCCAAGAGAGUGUUGCUAUGGACAGAAUCCAGAGAAUAAUGGGCGUUCUGCAGAAUCCACACAUGGGUGAGCGGUACAUAAAGAUCCUUCUUCAGGUGGAGGUGAUGCUGAAGAAUUGGUUCCCUGGUGUCCAAGUCACAAAUGAUACAAAGGAUGAAACUACAAUCUCAAAAAAACUAAAGAUGUGUACGGACACUGUGACCCCUGCAUCUGCAGUCAGUAUCCCAAAAGCAGACCCUGCACUUCCCAAUAUUCUUCCUUCAUGCAACAAAACCCAUGGAAAUGGUGAACCAGCUGCAUUUUCAGCCACAAACUUCAAAUGGCUCCAUACGUCACCUAUUUGUAGCUCCUCACUGGGGCUUGCACCAGGUAGACACAGAACCACCCCUGGAGGCCAGGACGUUAUGCAAGACAACAUGGUCUCCUCUAGCACAGACGCAUGGACAAACCCCAGCCACUGCAGACCACCAACCAGCAAAAUGAAUGCUCCGUGUUUAGAAAGACUGUUGCAAUCCAGGGAUAGUAUUAUCAGUGAUAAAGGCAAAAGGAGUACAACAGAAACAAGCGGCUCUUUGUAAGAAAACUCCACUGUGUUUUUUUGAAGGAUGUAAAGCAUUUGUAUGAGACAUCAAUGUUUGCACAACUGCUGUUUUGCAGUGUAAUAAAUUCCUAGCCUUGUGAAAAACCCUGAUGCAUAAUACUGGAUAGGUUGUCUCUUCAGGUACAAAGAUUGUCCUUCCAGUAUGGUACAUUAGGGUCUUUGCAUGAAUAUUUGUAGAAUCAACCAUCUGUUAAGGGAAUGCAGUCUGAAUAAGGUGUGACAGGAACAUUAGUUACUAAGGUAUUCAGAUACUAAAAAAAAUGACGUGAUCAAUGUAGCAUGUCGUCCUAGAAUAUUCAUAGAUAUCUGAAAGGGGGUGUUGAAUGUAAGAUUUAAAGCAGUACGUUGUGAGUUAAUGAUGUGACUGCUACCAUGUAUUAGACUUUACAUGUAGUUCAAAUGUACAUAUACAACAUUACUACCUCGACCUGGCACUGUCAAGGCAAAAAAACUAACACCUACUCUGUGGCAAAUGUAAUGCCUUUCUUGCAGUACACAUAGUAAAAUAAUCAGUGUGAAGCUAUAAACAGCUAUUGCUACUUAUUUCAGUUGUACAAAUAGUAAAAUAAGCAUGGAUAUGGUGUUGCUUUUAAACCCUGCAUAGUGCCAUUGUGAAGAAUGUGAAAUACAGUAUAUGUUUUGAAAGUCUCUUGGUACCAGUUUAUCUGAUCUGUUCAGGUUUACCUGUAUACUGUAGCCAAUAGUGAUAAAAUGACAACUUUGAGAGGACCUCUAAAGGAUCUUUAUAUCCUAGAACCUUCCUUUGGAAUUUGCCAUUUUCUGUAUUACAAGUACAUUAUUCAACCCUGCCAACUGUACUGUCAUCAAGUGUAACACAGUAGCAUUUAUGUUGGCACAGUUAGGGAAUGUGUACAGGUAAAGGGAGUGGGAAAUAUUUGUAAAUAUUACUAACCAUGUCCAGGUUGUUAAUUUACACUACAAAAGUGGCCUUUUAAGGUGUGGUAUUUUAUACUUUGAAAUAAAUGUGGUUGUAUUAA